Molecule: messenger RNA, 678 nt
Organism: Aspergillus eucalypticola CBS 122712
Lineage: Eukaryota; Fungi; Ascomycota; Eurotiomycetes; Eurotiales; Aspergillaceae
Exons: 1
Coding region: 151-645 (164 amino acids)
Source: RefSeq, a predicted model, not a curated record
UCAAAACAAGAGAUCCCACUAAAGACCGGCAGGAGGAUAGCUCAAGAGCGCCGGCUUGUUGAACGUUAUGAAGGAGCGAACGGCGGGGAGAAUUGAAUUCGGAGUCGAAAGCAGAGAAACAACAGUAGGGACCGGCGUUCGUUCCUGACGAUGCUAGAAAGAGCAGCUAAAGGCACCCCAUUCAAAUCGACCCUUCUCUUGAAGCCGCUCAACGUAUCGAUUCGGAGACUGAGAGUGUUGUUCUGUCUUUUUUUUUUUAAUUCCGAAAAAGCCUCAUUGAAAUCCGAUGGCGACACUGACAGAGCAUGGAGAGGGGUGGAAUAUAGAAAAUCACAAGAAAACAGACAGGGGUGGAUAACAGCAAACGGAACGGAACGACUGCGACUAAGGACAAGCAAAGAAGGCCGACGGAAAAGUGGACAACAGAGCACCCAAAGACGAGAAGAACAUCAACAAGGAAAGAAAGUAAAAAAGGAUGAAGGUGCGCGAGUAAGAAGUUGGGGCUCUGGACCUGGAGAAUUGGAGGAAGAGAGGAGAGGAGAGGGAGACGAGAGAAGUGAAAGACUCCGGCGUUUCACACUUUCUGGCCAGCCAGCAUUAGAUAAUUAUCCUCUGGGCUUUUGGCAGCAAUUAGUUUUAGUUUAGGGGGGGGGAAAGGCAGAAGAAGAGCGAAAAGAC